GUGGGAAGUCGCACUGACACCGAGCCGGGCCAGAGGGAGCCACGCCGAGCGCGGCGCGGAGCCGGGGGACUCGUGUGUGCUGAGCGCCGGACCCCCGGGGAUGGGAGCUGGCCUCGGGGCCUGAGCCCGGCCCCCCGCCCCCCCGCCAGGAGCCCCGCCCCGGCCGCCAGGUUCUCACUCGCCCACCCGUCUCUCUGGGACCAGGAGCGUAGCCAAGGAGGACAUGCUGGCCGUCCGCUGCGCGCUGCUGGCGAUCCUGCUGGCCGCGCCGGGGGAGGCGCUGGCCCCAGGGAGCUGCCCUACGCUGGAGGUGGCGAGUGGUGUGCUGACCAGCCUGCCGGGGGCCAGCGUUACCCUGACCUGCCCAGGGGGAGAACCAGCAGACAAUGCCACUGUUCACUGGGUGCUCAGAAAUCUGGUCGCCAGCUCACUCCACACCAGAUGGGCCAGUGUGGGCAGGAGGCUGCUUCUGAGGUCGGUGCAGCCCAGUGACUCUGGAAACUAUUCGUGCUACCAGGAUGGCCACCCAGCUGGGACUGUGCACCUGCUGGUAGAUGUUCCCCCAGAGGAGCCCCAGCUCACCUGCUUCCGGAAGAGCCCCCUCAGCAAGGUUUGUUGUGAGUGGAGUCCUCCGAAGCCCCCUUCGCCGACGACCAAGGCUGUGCUAGUAGUGAGGAAGCUUCAGUACAGUCCACUAGAAGAAUUCCAGGAGCCCUGCCAGUAUUCUCAGCAGUCCCAGAAAUUCUCCUGCCAAUUGGCAGUCCCGGAGGGAGACAAUUCUGUCUACAUAGUGUCCUUGUGCGUAGCCAACGGCGUUGGGAGCAAGUCCAGCAAAACCCAGAUAUUUGAUGGUUAUGAAAUCCUGCAGCCCGACCCACCGGUCAACAUCACGGUCACUGCCGUGGAUGGAAAACCUCGCCGGCUCAGUGUCACCUGGCAAGACCCCCACUCCUGGAACUCAAAUUUCUACAGACUACGCUUUGAGCUUCGAUACCGGGCUGAACGGUCAAAGAUAUUCACAACAUGGAUGGUCAAGGAUCUACAGCAUCACUGCAUCAUCUACGACGCCUGGAGCGGCAUGAGGCAUGUGGUGCAACUUCGGGCCCAGGAGGAGUUUGGGCAUGGCUUGUGGAGUGAGUGGAGCCCGGAGGCCAUGGGCACCCCGUGGACAGAAUCCAGGAGUCCUCAAGCUGAGAUGGUGUCCCCCUCCACGCAGGCACCUACUACUGUUGAUGAUGAUGAUGAUGAUGAUGAUGAUGAUGAUGAUGAUGAUGAUAAUAUUGAUAAUAUUCUCCCCAGAGAUUCUGCAAAUACAACAAGCCUCAAAGGGCAGGAUUCUUCUCUGGUACCACUGCCCACAUUCCUGGUGGCUGGAGGCAGCCUGGCCUUUGGAACGCUCCUCUGCAUUGGCAUUGUCCUGAGGUUCAAGAAGACGUGGAAGUUGCGGGCUCUGAAAGAAGGCAAGAUGAGCAUGCACCCGCCAUAUACUUUGGGGCAGCUGGUCCCCGAGAGGCCCAAGCCCACCCCAGUGCUUGUUCCCCUCAUCUCCCCGCCAGUGUCGCCCAGCAGCCUUGGGUCUGACAACACCUCAAGCCACAGCCGGCCAGAUGCCAGAGACCCACGGAGCCCUUAUGACAUCAGCAACAAAGACUACUUCUUCCCCAGAUAGCUGACGGGUUGGCUGUCAGAUGUGCUGGACCGUGUGAUGCCGGAGCACAAGCUGGCUUAGCCAAAGAUGCCUCUCACUGCCAUUCCAGCUCAUCUCAGGGGCGUGGGGCCUUGGGCCUCACUGUUACAGAAAAACCUACACUGGGUGAAGAUUGGUUUGCUGCCUCUGUUCAGAACGAAGAAGAGGUUGAGUUUUCAAACCUGCCUUCCCAAAUGCUCUGCUUAAAGGGGUAGAGUGAACUCAAGCCACCAUGAAGAGAGCCGUGUCAGGACUCUCAGGCACUCAGGUGGGCAGAGCGGGGUAGCUGGGGAGGCCUUGGUGUGGAGAAGUCACUGGCCACCCACGCCCUUUCUCCCCAUCCCCACAAGCUGCACCCUCAGGCAGGUGGGAUGCAUUUCCAGCCAAAGGCUUCCCCAGUUGCCUAGCUCCUGGCCCACUGCACCAUCUCAUCUUCUAAGCUCAGAUUCAUAAAACCCGGGUGCCUUCGCAAAUCUAUUUUUCUAGGCCUGAGCACAGCUUUUCCGUCAACCACUAAGGCUGGAGGAAGAAGCUUUCUCUUGCCUUUCCUCCUCUCACUUCAAAACAGCAGCGGCGGCGGUGGUGAUGGUGGUGGUGUGGUGGUGAAUAAUAUCUCAGGGCCUGAUGGUUUUAAAUGGAAUGAUAAUUAGUUCCUUAUUAGCAUUUUGCUAAAUGUGAAUGACAAUCCUAGGCAUUUGCCGGAUAUAGAAGCAGCUACACUGGCUUGAUUUCCCUUUUUGCAUCCCAGGGCUUCAGGAGGAGAGAAGCAGAGGGGAGGGAAGGGAGUGGGACAAGGUCUCCACAGUCCCCUGUAGUAGCACAGCUGAGGGACACCUCAGCCUCUGAAAGCCAAUGUUCUCCGUCCCCCCACCUCCCUCAAAGGACAGCUGGCAGUAGAGGGGGCUUCUGCCAGUGCCGAGACCGAAACUGUUUUUCUCCAACUUUAUUUUGUUUUCAACUGAACCUGAGUAACUAGGGAAGAUAAUAUUCAUAUGAAAAGAAAAAAGAACCCGGCAAGAAUGCAUUUUAAUUUGGUUUUCAAAAAACUGCUGACAAUUUUCUCGAGAGGGUGGAAGCCUCAGUGUGGCUGAGUGUCUGGUAUAUAAAUAACUUGGGGGCAGGGCAGGGAGCACAAUAACUUUGUUUAGCACAAAAUUGAAUCAAGUGAAAAAGGAGGAGGAGAAGCAAAUAUUUUCCCCUAUCAGAGAAGAUGUUCUGAUUUCAUUCUGUAUUUCGUCUUUGUCUUCAAAAUUGAAAAAAUAAUCUGCGUCUUCUCUCAUUUAGGGGAAAGGCAGCCGUGACUAUGAGGGUGGCCGUUCAGGGUGGCAGUGCUGGGAAGCCAGCCACCCCCGCCCGCCAGGCAGGUUCUAGAAAUUCCCCACCCCUGAAAGCCUGAGCCCUGUUUUAUCAAAGGGAGGUUCAGUAAAAAAUCCCUUACCGUGGUGUCUUCCUCUUUUUAUUUAGUUCUUCGAGUUUGAUUCAGUUCAGCUAGUAUUGAAGCACCGAGACACUAUGACUAACUCCUUCAGCUGAUUCUGUCCGGGCUUUGAAAAUUCAGCGAUGUUAGUGGUUACCCAGACAGGUACCCUCAUGUUUUGGGGUAUCCCAGAGUGGAGCUGUGAUUAAAAUCAAUCUUGUAACCACGGACCCAAAAUGUACCAGACCACAAAAUUUUUCUAGUAGUCUACUCCUUUAGAAAAACAACCACCACCACCACCAGUCAGGUGCAAAAGGAUGGAAACAACCGUGUUUUAUUUACUGUUUGCCGGAUUCAGGCUGUUACUAUUUUGAGCAAGUAGUGAUUUUCAUUGCUGCCUUUGUACGUUUAGACCCUGCUGCUGCUUUAGACAACUCAUGUUAAGGUGGCAAAAUUCAGGCAGGUGUUUGUAGUUUUGUUUUUCUUUUCUCUGUAAUAUUUCUGAGACUUCAGAACAGCAAAAAUGCUGUAAAAGGGAAAUAUUAGAAAUGAGAAUCUGCAUGAGAAAGGGUGAUUCUGUGCCCACGAUUCUUUAAUUCUUUACACUGUUUUACCCAAAUGUGAUAUUACCAAAGCUAGGCAGAGCCGUGCUAGCAGAAGAUGUGAAAUCCAGAUAGCUCAUAAUCACUGAGGGCAAGGCAGCUUUGAUCUCCAAAUUGUUAUUGCUUUCAUUAUUAUUGUAACGGAACUGCCUUUUUCUUUUUUGUAUUGAAGAGGGGUUUUUAUCCCUUUAUUUUUAUAAGCUAGUAUAAAUGAAGGAAAAGUAUUUGUUUUCUCUGGGCUGUAGGCCUUGCUCAGUGCACACAGGUGUAUACCCUAAGCUUUCUCCGACCUCAAAUCUGUGGCGACUGAACAUGUGUCUGUUUCUGCAGCUCAUGUGCUGCCUUGUGUCUUCAAUAGUGCUGUUACUCUUCUGACACCGGUAGCCAUCUGCCACACGGCUAGACAUGAAAUGCUGGACAAUUGGGUAAACGUGACUACUCAUCCUGCUGGGUGGGAGAAGUUGAAAAUAGGUUCGUUUGAGGUCUAAAUAGAAGUGAUGAUGAAUUCUUGCAGCAUUAAUGAAAUAUUUAAAAAAAAAAUUUUUUUUUCUUUUUUUGGCGACUGGCCAGUGUGGAGAUUCGAACCCUAAAAAAUAUGUCAAAGGAGCAGCAUUGGCUGUGUCUAUGAGGUCUUUGGUCACUUAGAGCUCUUUGCUUGGAUGGGGCCUUGCCUUUGCAGUUGGUUUGCUAGGCUCCAAGGUCACACUGAGUCUGCCAUUUCCAUGCUGUCUCGGGAGGAAGGAAACUGGUCACCAUGGCAAGGUGUGGAAUCUGCUAAUGGAACCAGGUUGGGAGCCCACCUGGUGGUGAACAGAACCCAGCAGAGCAGCCUGGGCAUGGUCAUGGUUUGUGGGUUUCCUGAAGAAUGUUCAGGAAAUGUCUUGCCCAGCCGCUUUGGUGCUGAGCUGUAUCAUGUCAAUGCAGGUCCUUAAGGCCGACCCAGUUGGGGAGGAUUGUGACACCCAUCUGCAGGUGGGGUUGGUGAGAAAUCUGCCUUUAUUGGAGAUGCAGGGGUAACCCAUGAUCCUUUGGGGCAUGAGCCCCACACCCAACUUUCCUACACAGCGGUUGGCUGUGGGGCUGUUGCUUGGGGGGGGGCAGGCUCCAGUUCUGUGCCAGACACUCCCGAGCAUCCCCUAAUGGUCCUUCCAGCCUGGUGUCCUCAGUGUGGCCAGGUGCCAGCUCCGGGGAGUUUCUAUGGCAACCUUAAUGAUUAUUAAGGAACAUUGUCAGUUUUAUGAACAUAUGCUCAAAGGCGGAUCUACUUUAGAAGGAAAGGAUUGGAACAGCAUGUAGCAAGGCUGUUAGUUAAUAGAGAGACCUUACUGGAUGGAGAUCACAUCUGUUUAAUAGAAUACCUCAACUCUACAUUGUUUUUUUGGAGAGAAAUAAUAGUUUUAAGCAUUUUUUUUUCUUAAACCUAAUUACCUGAAAAGCUGAUGUCUGUAUAUGGGGCAAAGUGUCAGUAUGAUAUGUUUUUCAAUGUUUUUUCUUUUUACCAGCUAUUUUGCAUUUAAAGUAAAAAUUGUAAAUGUUUGAAAUAAAUAAUUUCUAGAAAUA
Molecule: messenger RNA, 5266 nt
Organism: Cynocephalus volans (Philippine flying lemur)
Lineage: Eukaryota; Metazoa; Chordata; Mammalia; Dermoptera; Cynocephalidae
Gene: IL6R
Product: interleukin 6 receptor
Exons: 10
Coding region: 224-1669 (481 amino acids)
Biological process (GO): interleukin-6-mediated signaling pathway; ciliary neurotrophic factor-mediated signaling pathway; positive regulation of tyrosine phosphorylation of STAT protein
Cellular component (GO): signaling receptor complex; membrane; external side of plasma membrane
Molecular function (GO): cytokine receptor activity; interleukin-6 binding
Source: RefSeq, a predicted model, not a curated record